ACUCGUCCAUGAACUGAACAUAAAAACAAACGACAGCAGGGAAUCAACCUGUUGUUUGGGAAGCGCGCUGAUCUUUUUCUUACAUUUUAUAUAACAGCCAAUCGAUUAAUACAUAGAUUCAAAUCGGUCGUCGUACCAUUCUGACACAAACACACAAAGCCAGCCUCUAAAAGGAAGUGACCUCUACUUCCUCUAAAAACGCAGCCAGGCGACACGCAGGAGGGAGUUUCUACAGCCUCCGGCGAAACCAAAAACAAGUGCAAGACAAAACCACCGUGACGCUCGUGACCUGCAGCUCGAAGCAGGAAGAGGGUUUUUUUCUUUUCUUUUCAGCAGAAGCGACGACGACGACGUCACGCGGCUUCAGGUGAGGAGGGGAGGGCGGGGCCGCGACCAAAUAUGGGAGGAGCAAGCGCAGGUGGACGUGCUGCGGAGAGUCCCGCCGCGGGGACAUCUGGCUCGCCUCACACGCUGGAAACAGAGCUCUUGAGGAGGUUCGAACCACUGGAUUACGCGAGUUCUCGAACCAUGGCAACACUCCCAAGAACACAGAUGCCUCCCAGCGGCCAGCUGAUUUCCGUACCUCACAAGGAUACAAUGCGUCUGCUGGAGGUCUACGUCAAGCGCAGCCUCAGCCUCAACGACGGGGCGCUGGGCAGCAAGAGGGCCGGCGGGAAAGAAAAAUGGGUGACCAUGCCGACGAAGCUAAGACGACAUUCCAGCGACCCGUCGCUUCACCUGGCCGAGGGGUCGGAACAGCAAAGCGGCCCGUGUUCGGCAGCCGAACCCGCCCCGGACCGGCCCGAGGCUUGUCCGGAGGAACCCGAGAAAACGGUGAAAAAGCCCAAGAAGAACAAGAAGCCCUCUCUGUGGAAAAGCUUCCUGGGUAUUUUCUCCCGGAGGCCUAGCGAGGAGAAAGACGAAGAGCAGGACGGCGCGUCGGAGAUGGCCGAGGGCCCCUCGGCGGCGGCGGCGGCCUCCGACGACACGACCACCUGCCUGCCCACAAUUCAGGUCUCUGCACAGAAGAAGAAAUCGUCGAGGAGUAAAUCCCUCAGGAGAAGGUUCUCCAAAAGGCGAUCGCUGACGAAAAUAAACAAACUCAGUAAAGACGUCAACCACGCCGACAUCACGCGGGUCGAAGCUGUGGAAUCGACGUAUCACUACUACGAGACGGUGUCACAGGAGCUGGAGAAAAUUGUCCACGAGGUUCAGGAAAACGAGGAAGUUGUCCCCCUCUCUGAUGUGGAGGUAAUGAACAGGAUCAUUGCCUUGACGAAGGAGGAGGGUGACGCCAUAGAUUGCAAGCUGAGAGACAACCCCACGCUGAGCAACUUCUUCAACGGGAUGUCGUACUCCGCCUUCCAGAAGUUGGCCGACGCCUACCUGGAGACGGAGGCGACGCCGACCCAUAACCCUCCCACCGUCCUGCCGACGGCACCCGAGCUGGUCAAGUUGGCCUUCACGCUGGACUUCACGGCCCGGAUAGCCGGGCUCUCCAGACAGAACGUGGGACACAUCACCGGCCUGGGGAACCGCUAUCUCCACGACCGAUUCAAGUACCAGCAGGCGUGUUCCGAUCACCCAGGGUCGGACAGCGAGGACUGAGGCGCCUCCGUGCAACAACAAAAAAAUAAACGCUGCUGCAGCUGGAGGGCUGAACUUGUCUCUGCACCACAGAUGUGGUUAAGGAUGUGUUGCAACUCUUAAGUUUCUCCUUUUUUUUUUUUUUUUUUGAACACAAACACACAGACACUUGUUUUUCUCUUGCAUUCAUUUGCCUUUUUCGUGUUUUGUGAUAGAAGACGUUUUCUGAAGAAAAAAAGGACGUUGAACGGCUUUGCUAGAUUUAAAUCUUAAGUGGAAGAUGAAUUUAUAGAGCGAGCACAGUCUUAAUAAGUGGCAAUAUUUUUAAGAAAAGCGGCGUUUGCCAUUAAAAUGAAGAUGUUCUGCCCUUUUUAGAUUGAUUUGUAGUGAUACAAACCAGUAAUGUAAUAACCUUUGAUGUAUAUAAGAUACCUUUUGUGCAAUAUUUGUUUACAUUUGUAAGAUAUCAAAAUAAGCCAAAUAGAAGCUCCUCUGAAAUGUGACAUGCAAAUUGUGUUUGUUGAAUGCUGGCAUUCAUAUAACAUACACAAAAUAAAUAUUAAUUUAAUUAAAUAUUAAUUUAAA
Messenger RNA from Gasterosteus aculeatus aculeatus (three-spined stickleback), 2172 nucleotides. RefSeq lists its product as uncharacterized. NCBI's taxonomy places the organism in Eukaryota, Metazoa, Chordata, Actinopteri, Perciformes, Gasterosteidae. The record is from RefSeq and is a predicted model, not a curated record. Gene Ontology annotation, biological process: regulation of extrinsic apoptotic signaling pathway.